ACAAAACUCGUAGUUUCAGUGUUGUAUAAUUCUUCAUGCAUGCUUAAUUUAUUUUUCAUUGUGAUUCCUGAGAAAAUUGUAAUUGAACCAAACGAAGCUAAAGCCAAAGCCAAAGCCAAAGCCGAACCUGAAUCCAAACCAAAUCAAACAAACUCCUAUAAACUAGGCAUGGCGUCGUCGAAGGUUGUUGCUUCCACGAAUUCGGAUCUUCUUCUUCCAUCAUUUUCUGUUUUCUUCUCUCUCAUCCUCCAACCACCACCAUGGACGAAAUUCUCAAGAACAUUUACCCUGCCGCCAUACAACAAUAUCAACAACAACAACUUAUUAAAAAACAACAGCUUCUUCAACGACAACAGAUUCUUCAACAACAGCAACUUCUUCAACAACAACAACUUCUUCAACAACACCAACAAUUUGAACACCAACAAUUUCUUCUUCAACAACAUCAAUUUGAAGAACAACAAUUUAUUCAGCAUUUUGAAGAACAACAAUUUAUUCAACACCGACAACUAUUUGAAGAACAACAAUUUAUUCAACAACAACAAUUUGAAGAACAACAAUUUAUUCAACAACAACAACAAUUUGAACAGCAACAAUUUGAACAACAACAAUUUGAACAAUUUGAACAACAAAGACUUCACCAACAACAAUAUGAAGAAAAACUUCAACAACAAUAUCAACAACCCUUCUUCACCGACACCAUCGACAAUGUAUGGAACGACGUCAUUCCCAGUGUCGCGACAACUACGUACCAACACCGCCACCACCAAUACCAUAAUCUUGAUCAUACUUUCGAUGAAGGUUUCAUCGCAUCCGCCGUAGAUGAUGCGACUAUUGAAGAUUUCUUGGGCAAAUCUGGCGUGGUUCCUAUUCCCACUGAAGAACCUUCUCAUGAAGUGACAUUGGGAAAACGAAAGGCUUCCGAGGAAAUUCUUGAGAUUGAUAAAGCCGCUCUUGCGAGACAGAAAAGAUUGAUCAAGAAUCGUGAGUCCGCUGCUAAGUCCAGAGCAAAAAAGGAGAGAUAUGUUAGUGGUCUUGAGGACCUGGUUAAGAAACUGGAGAUAGAGAAUAAGCAGUUAUUUGAAGAACAGACUGAAAGGAAAAUGGAGAGGCUCAAGCAACUCCGUGAGUGCAUCAUUCCAAUUACGGAACAGCCAAGACCAAAACCGAAACUGAGGAGAACGAGUUCAUUGUGAUCAGUCAGAGUAGGAUUUAGAGCUAGGUGUAGAUAUAAGAGUUUUCUUUCUAGGUUACACAUUGCUGGUUUCUCAGAGUUACACCGUUGUAUAGACAAAAUAGCAGCAAUGACAUGAUAAAAGUUUUUUUAGGGGUUUUAUUAGAGCUUAACUUAUAACGUUUGAUUGAUUCAUGGAUAUGGAAGAUCCAUGGUUAUUGGUGGUUUCAAGGUUAUGUGUUGUUAAUUUUAGCAAUUUAGAUGCUAUGCUUGCUAAUUUCGUGAAUGGGGUAUGGUACCUGAAUAUGAAAAUACCUGUUAGAUUUUAUAUCAACAGGUCAAGAUUAGUAGACUUUUAUGUCACAUGAUUGUGCCAUAUUUUCAAUAUACAAUUGAAUUAAUUCAUUUAAAAUAUUUUGAAAUUCUAUAAGUCCAACAACUGAAGGUGGUGAUGGAUACUACUCUUACGAUUCGUGAUAUGGUUAAUUAAUUCAGAAGCAUAUUGAGAUCAACAAAGGUUGCAGAUGGGGAAGAUGAACUAUAUAUUAUAUAUAUGUUGUAGUAUAAAUGUUGCUUGGAAGCUAAUUUGGAAGUGAAGAGACCCUCUUAUAAUUCAAACUUUCAUAUGGUUGGUUGUUCAUGGAAGACUCUUUGAAUCAAUCAUAGGCCACACAAAUGGAGAUCAACAACUUUUGUUCCUUGCUAAUGACGAAACUAUUCUUCAUGUCCUUUGAGAUUGCGACUCAGGUAUGAGUUAUAUUUAUUCUUUCUAACAAACCACUCAAUUUUAUUCCUAUUAUUGCAGGGAUUCAGUGUUUCAAAAUCGCCAAGAAUGUACAUGAUGUGGAUUGAAGCUCCUCUUUAUGAUCUCUUGCUAGUUCCUAAUGAAGUGGCGUACCAUGGUUGAGAAUGUUGCAUGAAUAUGCUCACAAGAUUUUCCAUUGCUCUUAUGGUUGAGAUGGGCACAAUGUUGUAUGGAUAGAAGUAGCUUAGGGAUAUAUGGUUCUAAAUCUCGUCCGGGACACAAUUUUCAAAUUUGCACAGUGCUAGCAACGAACCCUUCAACAUAUUUUUUUUAUUGAUUGAACUCCAUAUAA
This is a messenger RNA of Cicer arietinum (chickpea), 2271 nucleotides long. RefSeq lists its product as uncharacterized. Gene Ontology annotation, molecular function: DNA-binding transcription factor activity. Lineage: Eukaryota; Viridiplantae; Streptophyta; Magnoliopsida; Fabales; Fabaceae. The record is from RefSeq and is a predicted model, not a curated record. Gene Ontology annotation, biological process: positive regulation of DNA-templated transcription.